UGACACGGUGAUGAUGACGAAGACUCGGUCUCGUCGUUGACUUAUGUAGCAUCCCGUUGGAAAUCACCGACGAACGUUCGCAGGCCGCCCCACCGGAGCAUGUGCAUUCACCGUGCGUCCACUCGCGGCGCUGGAAGAUCGUGAUUCAGCGACCGAGCGACUUAAAUAUGAGCAGCGACGUGUUAUCCUCUUGACACUUGGAGCAACAUAAAUAAGAGUGGAUAAUGUGGAGCACGUCCAAAGAUCCACUACCAGGCGCGAUGGAAGGUGAACCACCUGAAGCUAUGGAGCAUACAAAGGAAAAAUGUGAACAGAAUAAGAAUCAGUUAGAAUCCCUCAAGGAAAUCAUGAUGAGGAAUCAACAAAGUUUGAAGAAGAAAGAAGAGGAAGUGCAGGAAUAUGCGCGGAGAUUGUCGAAAAUCAAGUCCCGAGCCAAGCUGUCACGUCGUAGUAAAGAAGGAUCUUCGUCAUCUAAAGAUACAGUGCACUCAUCUAAGACUGAAUCUACAGCAAUAGAUACAACAGAGGACGUUAUCGAUGACAUAAGUCAAGCAAAAACCCCAAAGGCGAAGUCUUCCUUACUUCAACGAAAAUUGGUGGAAAAUAGGAAAGCUUUCGAGCAACGUAGCAAGGAAUUAACGGAGACGAAACGAGCGGUGGAAGAAAAAGUUGAAGCUAUCAGACAACAACUGGAAGAAACGGAUUUGGCAUCAGCGGAAAUACACAGAGAUCAACUACCUGUCACGCCAGUCAGACCUCUUAUGGUGACAUCAGAUGUUAUGUCACCGAUUCAAAUUCAAGAUAUUCAGGAAAAGGAGAAUAAGAUAAUGGAACUGAGUAACAAAAUUCUCGAGUUGGAGGCAACUGUUCUAGAUCUCCAAGAAAACUUGAAGGAGAAGGAUUCUGUGAUUGAUUCCAAAACGAAAGCAGUCACUCUUAUGUCCGCAAAUCUUUCCAAGAAGGGAAAAACGACAUUGGAUACUCUCGAAGAUACGAAAGAUGAAAUGCGAACGAUGCAAGAAAAUUUUAUCUUGAUAGAAACCUCUUUAAAGAAUAAAAAUACCAGUCUAUUGGAACAACUGCAGGGAAGAGAUGAUAGAAUUUCGGAAUUGGAGCUUACAAUUAGCAGAUUUGAGGAGCAACUGAAAGAACAGAAAAUUGCUGAAUCAGCAAGUGCGGAUUUCUCACGCUCCACUAUGGAUACCUUAGCGGAGACCAAAGAUGCGAUGAAAUCGAUGCAGGAAAAUUUCGUUCUUAUCGAAUCCUCACUGAAAUUGAAGAAUGACAACCUUCUUCAGCAAUUACGGGAGUACGAAAUGAAAUUGGCGGAAGCCAAAGAAAAGAUAUUCCAACUGGAGUCGGGCGCCGGUAUAGUGACGGCUCCAGCAGUUGAGGAUCUACAAUUUAGGGUAGAUAGGUUGGAGCAGAAUAAUAGACAGCUUCUGGACGAGAAAUAUAAAUUGCAGAAAGAUAUCGCUGAAAUGCAAGACCAAAUUAUCGCUAGUAAAUCGGUUUACGACAAUAGUGAGAAGGAUAAUAGAAUAGUGGAGCUUGAGAAUUUAGUAGAAGAACUUAAACAAUCAAACAAAUUAUUAGAAGCGGAAUCGAAGGCCGAGCUACAGGAACACGUCGCUGAAUUGUCGUCGAAGAACGAGGAAUAUUCCAACAAAAUCACCGAUCUUGAGAAACAAGUACACGAACUCGAAGCAGAGAAGAGAUUAUCAGACGAACGAACGAUGCCCAAGGAAGACGAUAAAGUGAUAAUGCUGACGAAGGAGUUGGACGAUCUGAAUAAAAGUAUGAUCAAAUUGAAGGCCCAGCACAGGAGCAAAGUGAAGAAUUUGCAGAAGCAACUGGAGAACUUCAAAAUGGUGUCCGAUACAAAUGCGGAACUCGUCAGACUGGGCAACCAGGUGGCAUUACUUGAGGAGGAGAAAGGUAACCUUCAGCUGAGUCUGGUAGACUUUGACGAGCUUAAAGCCUCGGCAGGAGAUUGGCAAGAACGUGUGGCUGACCUCGAAAAUAAGGUUUCCUCUCAGACAAAAGAGAUACAGAUGCAUAUCGAUGCAAUCGCCACCUUAGAGAACCAAAAGUUAGAUCUAAUGCAAGAGCUUCACGCGGUAAAGCAGGAAGUUUCAGCGUUAGAAGCCGAGAACGCGGAGUCUGAGAAUCUCAGAGUGACCGCGGAAAUGAAGGUCGUCGAGUUGGAGGAGCAAUUGGAAGCUGUGCACAAGGAGCAGAGCGAGAAUAAGCUCGAAUCUCUGUCAGAAUCCGAGUACAACAACGAGCUCCUGAAGAAGAUCGACGCUCUGACGCAGGAGAACGCGGAAUUGUACGGUAAAUUGGGCAAAAUGGAGGAGAAGGGCGCGUCGGACACCGGCUCCACGGAAUCCUUCGAGGCGAUCCAGGUGAACGGCAAGAACGACUUGCUAAAGAAGAUCGAGGACUUGGAGCAGAAGAACAACGAGCUGACGCUCAAGCUGACGAAGCUGGAGGAGAAGGAUAGCUCGCACGCCGGCUCCACGGAGUCUUUCGAGACCAUCAACGACACGGAUCGCGGCGAGCUGCUGAGGAAGAUCGAGCAGCUUACCCAGGAGAACAGCGACCUGACGAUGAAGCUGAGCAGGAUCGAGGAGAAGGGAUCGUCCGACACUGGCUCCACGGAGUCCUUCGAGCGUAUCCCGGAGCAUAACGAGAGCGUGACGAAGAUAGAGCUGCUCACUCAGGAAAAUCACGAGCUUGUCGUCAGACUUACGAAACUGGAGGAACAGCUGAGCCAAAUGGAGAGCAGCGCUCGGUCGGACGUUCCUGAGAAAACGGAUGACACCUUAGAGACGCUUCGGCGGGAGAACGACCAUUUGACGGAGGAGGCCUCGAGGCUCAAGAGGCAGACGGAGGAGCUCACGAAGGAGAACAGCAGGUUGCAGGAUCGCGUGGGAGAGCUGACUCGGAUUUCCGAGACGGUGAAAACGGUCGAGUCCGUUUCUCAAGCUGAGGAAAGACAGCAAAGCUUUGAGCAAGAACUGCCGCGGGAGAUCCCGCUGGAACAGGUCGACAUGACGUCGUGUGUGACUGACGACACGAAGUCUCAAAUCGCGGCGUUGGAGAAGGAGAACGCGCGGAUGACAGCGGCGGUCGCGCAGCUCGAGGAACACGCCGACCGUCAGAAGGAGGAGCUGAGUAAAGUAGCUGGAGAGAAAGAGGAGCUGCGGCUGAAGUUGGAACGCGUGGCCUGCGACGACUUCGCCAAGGAGAGGCUGGAGCUCAUCGGCAAGUUGGAGAAGCUGAAUCAGGAGAAGGAGAGCAUCGCCCAGGAGAGGCACGGUCUGCAGGAACAGAUCAGCACGCUCCUGCAGAAGUCGUCCGACGAGAUCACGGAGAUGCGGAAGGAGGCGGAGGAAGCCUGCCAGGAGUCGCAGGCUGUGCUCGUGGCUUCCCUGGAGAGAGAGCUGGAGAACAGCCAGACGUUGCUGGCGGAUUACCGGAAUCAAGUGGAGGAGAUGAGCAUGAAGAUAGAGAGCAUGGAGGCGGAGCUGCGGGAGAAGACGCGGCAGUUGACGGAGCGCGAGGCGUCGGCUGACAGCUUGGAGCGGGAGUUGAAGGACAUGCUUGUCACCGCGGACGAAUGGAGGUUCAAGCACGACGACAUGCAGGCGAAGAUGCGAGCGUUGGAAGAAAGCAAGGCGUCGAUGGAGGAAGCGUUCGGAACGUUGGAAGGCGAUAACAAAGGAUUGCUGGAGGAGAUGAAGGAGAAGGACGCGGCGACGGUCGCUCUGCAGGAGCGACUUCAGGCCACGAUAGGCUCGCUCGAGACGAUGUUGCAGGACCAAGAGACGAGUCUGGCCGCGAAGGAACGUGAGAUCGUGGACUUGAAGUCGGUAAUCGAGAGCAAAGAUGAGGAGCUGCACGCGAAGUACGCGCAGCUGCAGAACGAGAUGAUCGCUAUAGACAGUCUGCAGGAUGAGUUGAAUAACUGCGGUACGAAGUUCAAAGAGGCCUUGUCGACGUCGUCAGAGGAGAUCGCAAGGCUCAAUGCCGCGGUAAAAGAGAAGGAGGAGGAGAUUCUGGCUCUGAGGGGCAACAUCAGCGAGAUGAGCCAGGCGUCCAAGCCUUUGGCGGAGUUCAACGAGCUGUUGGCGAGCCUGCGAACCGCGGAAACGAAUUACACCGAAUUGCAGGGCAAACACGAGGACCUUCUGAAGGCGAACGACGAUCUGUCGCGACGGAUCGAGGAUAUGACCGGGCGCGAUGAGGAACGUAGGAUGGACCUGAAGAACGAAUUGACGAAGAAGGCGCAGGAAGUCGAGGAUCUGUUGAGAGCCGUGCACGACGCGGAAGCGUACAUCGAGAAGACCAAGAGUCAAAGGACCGAGGCCGAGAAGAGAAACUGGGAGCUGCAGACGAUCCUGGACAAUCAAACCGUGUACGUCGAGAAGGUGCAGUCAGAUUUGGCGAGCGAGUAUAAGCAGAUGGAGCAGCUGAAGAUCAAGCACACAGAGGACAUAUCGAUGCUGAAUCGCAGGUUGGAAGACGUAAUCGAGGACUUGACCGCGAAAAUGCAGGAGAACGAGGCUCUGAGGGCCGAGUUAGAUGAAAAGGAGGAAUUGCUCGGCAAGAACGUCACCGAGGACGCGAAGACUGCCUUGGAGGGCAGGCUCGCCGAACUGGAGCAGAAGCUGUCGGAGUCGGAGAGCAAGCUGCAGGCGCAGUCCGAGAAGAUGAAGAAGAUCGUGGCGACAUUCAACAAGAAGAAAGUGGUGUGCCAAGAGCUCGAGGCGCGAGUCGCCGAGCUGGAGGAAAAAUGGACGACGGAGAAGGAUGAGAAGGAGGUGAAGAACAAGAAGAUACAGGAGGUGGAGAACUCCAUGCGGGAGAAGGACAACAAAAUCGCCGAUCUGGAGGAGAAGCUGCUGCAGGCGAAGAACGACACGACGGAGGCCCUCGCGAACGCGGAGAGGCUCGCGAAGGAUUCGGACAGCCUGAGGGAGAAGAUGUCGGUCCUGAUGGAGCAAAUCGCGGAGAUGGGCGACGAGAUCGAGGAGCAGCGCGCGGAGAUGGACCAGCUUGUCCGGCAGAUGGAGACCGAGAGUGCGACGCGCGACGACAUCGUACGGCAGUACGACGGUUACAAGGAGACCGUGAGCCGGGAGAACGAGCAGAAGCAGGCGGUUCUCGACGAGGUGAAGGACGAGGCGCGAGAGUUGAGCGUGCGCAUGCAGGUGAUGGAGAACGAGUACGUGGAGCAGCUCGCGCUGAUAAAGAACCUGCAGGCGGAGAACGGGCUCCUGUCGUCCAAGCAGACGCAGAUCAACGAGAAACUGGAGAACGCCGAGAAGGAGUCGGAGGAGCGUCGCGUGCUGAUCGAGCAGCUGCGGAAGCAGAUCUCAGCCACGGAGGCCGUGCAGAUGCCGGGAGAGGAAGCGAGAGAGAGCGACGCGCAGCGUUGCGGCGGCCACUCCGAGCAUUGUCAGAAUAUGAUACACGCGUUGGAGAUGCGUCUGCAGCAGCGCCAAGCGGAGAUCGAUAAUCUGAACAAUGAACUGGCUAACUCGUACGGCAGCAUCAUGCUGCUUCACGACAAGACCGUCAGAUACAACGAUAUGAUGAUGCAGACGGCCCAGGAGCGCUUCAAUCAGUCCCUCGUUGAUCAGACGAACGCGUUGCAGCAGGAGAUCGACUCUUUGAAGACGGAGAAGAGCGUGAGCGAACAGAGAGUGCUGGAAUUGGAAGCCGAGUUGGAGGAGCACAGACGCAAGGGUGGGGAGAGUAUAGCCGAGGUUUCCGGACCAGCCGAGGAUUCCGGAUCGGCCGAAGCCUCCGGAUCAGCCGAGGCUUUCGUCGCCGAUGGUCAACGUCAACGGGACGACGCUCCGCAGCUGUUCGAUGCUUCGAAAAUUUUCGGCAUUGCCGUCGCUUCCUCGAGCAAAGACGACGCCUCGGACAAAGAUGAGAUCGCGCGGCUGCAGGCUUUGCUGAACGAGAAAGAGAUUCAGUGCUGCCAGCACAUGAAGGAAAUCGAGCUUCUGCGGAAGAGCAUAGAGGAGGAGAAGUCGCACGCGCAGAGCUUGCAGGCGCAGCACGACAACCAAGCGAAACACUGGGAAAUGCAGGUGGAUUUCGCGCAGGACGAGCUGAAGAAGAUGGAGGAUCUGCAUUCGGAGAAAAUGGAGUCGCCGGCCGCGGAGGGUCGCUCGGCGGGGCUGUGUGCAGAAUGCCAGAGGCUGAGGGAUCUCGUGCGCGCCAAGGACGACAUGAUCGAUACGUUGAGCUGCUCGUUGAGCACUGCGAGUCGAGAGCUGGAAAUGCGGAUGCUGCGCGCCAAUGUGGAAGCCAGCCUGCAGAUGGAGAGCCCGCCCAAGGACACCGACACCGACGACUCGCCGCAAACGGAGCUGACUUCCCCGAGGCAGGCCCUGCAGGCGUUGACGAUGGAACGAGAUCAGCUGAGCAGCGCCUUGGAAGCGCACAGACUCCGGAUGAACGACAUGGAAGCGGACAGCGAGCUGAAACAGGUAUUGGAGCAGCGUGUUUCCGCGGUUACCACCGAAAGGGACUUGCUGCAGUUGCGAGUGAACGACUUGACGCGAUCUUUAGAGGAAAUGAAAGAGUCGCUCGCGACUCAGCAUGACCUGCAGGUCGCGUUGGAGAGCAUCUCGCGCGAGAAGGAUCAGGCGCAGGUGCUUAUCGCGGAUCUCACGCGAGCCUUGGAGGACUCGCAACGAGAUCUUCGGGAAUCGAAGAUGCGCGACGAGGAGCCGAAAGAGCCCGCUUCUGUUGAGCAACCGGCCGUCCAACGAGAGCUGAGUCAGCAAGUGUCCGCGUCUGUCGAGGAAUCGCUCGUCCGUCGAGAAUACGUGGAGUCUGCUGAAGUUCCCACCGAGCAGGAGGCGCGAGACAAACCGGAGGCUUCGUUCGACGUGGAUCUCAAGUGGGACGCCGGCUCGUCGGAGAAACUCAACGUCGACGAGGAGUCCUGGGGCUGGAGCACGGAGGACGCCCAAUUGGCCGGCGACCAACACCUCGGCGGCACGAUGACGCUGAUCCCAGACGCCGAGGCGCGGCUACGCGCCCAAGUGGGGGACCUGCAGGAGAGAAUUCAGGAGCUGGAGACGCAGAACGCGAGGAUCGCGGAGGAAAGCAAGGCGGCGCAGGUGAAAAGCGGCAAGCUGGUGAAGAAGCUGAAGGAGUACAAGGUGCAGGUGGAGAGCUUGCAGCAGCAGCUGAAGACGCAGAAACAAGCCGACAGCUUCUUCGACCUGGACACGGCUAUCGAGGAGGAGCUGAAGACCCAGAUCGCUAACCUGGAGAAGGCUCUCAGCGAAAUCAAGGAGGAAAAGAAGAACAUCGUCGCCGAGAAGGAGGCCUUGUUGAAACGGCUCGACGUGGUGGUGUCGGCCAACGAGAGGUACAUGGAGAUGAAGGAGAGGCAGGACAUGGAGGUCGAGGUGUUGCGUAUUCAGAACAAGGAACUGGGUAACAAGGUGCAGUCGUUGGAGUGGCGGUUGCAGGAGAACGCGACGGAGAGCGCGGAGGAAGAUACCGGCUCUCCGCAAUACGAGGCUCAGCAAAGCGACGGUUCGCGUCACGAGGUCGACACGACCGGCGCACAGCCGCGAAAGAGAUCGACGGAACCCAGUGACGACCUGGAGGCGAUAUCGGGCAAAUACAAGGAAGAGUUGGACGAUCUGAAGGACGAGCUGGAGGCGCUCGCUGCGGAGAACGAGCAGCUGCAGCAUUUCUUGGAGGAGCAGAAAACGACGAUAACGAGCUUGGAAGCGAAAGCGGCCGGUGACGUCGGCGAGCUCACGGAGAAGCUCGAGAUCUUGAACAGUCAGCACGCCCAGUCGCAGAGCGCUCUGAGCAAGAGCAAGGAGGAGUACGACACGCUCAGGAAGCAGUACGAGCAGAGCCUGAUGGACGCGAACGACCAAGUGGCGGUGAUGCGGCAGAACGGCGAGCUCCUCAAGAUCGAGUUUUCCGAGAAGGUGGAAAGGUUGGAGUCGGAGAUGAGCGGUCUGCGGAAAGUCUUGGAGGAGAAGGAAGCGUUGGAGGACAGGAUCAGCGCCCUGACGAGCUCGGAGGAGAAGCUCUCGACCAUCAACGCGUCCUUCGUGGAGGUGACAGAGCUGCUCAACGCCAGAGUGCAGGAGGUCGCCGAUCUGAAGCAAGAGCUUCAGAACCAAUACGUGGACAGGCAGCAGGCCGAGGCGACGUUGCAGUCGGAGAUGCGAGAUCUGACGGAAGAGUUGCGCGAGAGGAAGCAGGAGUUGGCGGCGUUGAGGCAGACAUGCAGCGACAGAGAGCACGAACUGCUGCGGCAGCGGAGCGUGGAAACGGUCAGCGCCAUCGUCAGCGAGGCCACUCAGGAACUGGUCCAGAAGCACGCGAUCGACAUCGAGGGGAAGGACAAGGAGCUGCACGGUCUAACGGAGAAAUUGCGGGCGUUGCAGACGACGGUUGACGAGUACGCCUCGCAGCUGCGGGACAGCGCAGCUCAGUUGGAAACGCAACGGCGACAGAUCGCGCAGCUGAAGGAGGAUCUGACGGAGCGAGACUCGAUCGUGGAGAGCGUGAAGGCCGACGCGGACUCGACGAGCGGAAAGUUGCGGGAGAAAGAGGAGGAGCUGGUGCGACGCGACGAAGAGCGCUCGAAACUCGCGGCGGAAUUGCACCGGAGUUUAACGGACAUUCAGCACUUGCAGGCUCAGCUGAGCGCCACCGAGAUGAUUACGCUCGAGUUGCAGGAGUGCCAGUCGCGUAUUCGCAGUCUGGAGCAACAGAUUCAAGUCUUGAAUUCGGAGGAGUCGACAUUGCAUCAAUACGACCAGGAGACGUAUCAGGCUCACUUGGAGAGCAACAGACGGCAGAUCGACGAGCUGAAGCACGAUCUGCGGGAGAAGACCGAGCAGUUGCAUUACUUGAGCGCGCAGCUGUGCGCCAAGGAUGAGGAUCUCGAGGGAAUCAAGAGCAUGAUGACCGACAAGGAUUCUCUACUGGACGUCGUGAAGCAAGAGCUGAGCGAGAAGCGAACCGAGCUGGAGAAACUGCGGAAUGAGCAGCCGCAGAGUUCCAAGAUGAUCGACGGUCUUCCCGUCUUCAAGAUGGGCAACGACGACGACGCGGAGCUGCAGAAGACCGUGGACGAGCUGAAGACGCAGAUGGAAGCCAAGCAGCAGGAGCUGGAGCAUCUCAAGCACGUUCUCAGCGAGAACACGUACCCAACGAUUAUCCAGCAGAUGCAGGACAGGAUCAAUUGUCUGUACAACGAGAAGGCGACGUUGGAGGCUUCCUUGCGAACGACCUCGCAGACUCUGACGGAGAAGCAGGAGCAGGUGUACCUUCUGACGCAGCGCAUCAACGGGCAGAAUCAGGAGCACAUUUCCAAAGAGGAGGCCAACAUGCUGUCCAGGGAGCGCAGGUCCGCCCACGAUCAGGAGGAAAUCGUCCGGCUGCAGAACGAACUGCACGCCAAGGAACAGGAGAUCAACGAGCUCAAGUACGUCAUAGCUGAGAAAGACUCGCAGCUGUGCCUUCAGGCCAGCAUGGAGCCGCAAUCGGACGAGUUCGAGCUGCGUGAGACUGUGCAGAGGUUGACCGGAGAGUUGUACGGCAAGGAACAGGAGGUGCAGACGUUGAAGGCGAGCAUCGCGGAGCUGCAGGAGGAGCUGUCGCGUCUCAAGGACUUCGAGAGGCUGUCCGAGGAGAGCAGGAACGCCAUCGAGAAGCUGCGCUCGGAGAAAGAGCAAGUCCGCGCCGAGGCCGAAGAGUUCCUCAACCGGGAACUGCAGAAGCGAGAGGCGGAGAUCGGCGAGAUAAAGCAACAGCUGUCGGAUGAGAAACAACAGUUACUGAUGGAGCUCCAAGUAAAGAACAAAGAUAUCGAGAACCUGAAUAUGCAGCUGAUGCAACUGCAGAACGACUGGAGCAACAAGUUACGGGAGAAGGAGAACGAGCUGGCGCAGAUGGCCUACAGUUUUAUGGAGAACGAGAAAAAACUCACCGAAAUAAAUAGGACCAAUCACACCAUGAUCUACAAUAUGAAGAUGAUAAUAUCCGGGCAAAGCGCACGUAUACAGGAAUACGUGACGUUGUCAGCGAUGAAGGAGGAUCAGCUAAACCAGCUGAGGCAAAUUAUAACGGCCCAGCAGAUGGAAGUGAACACACUGAAGCAGCUGUUGGAGCAGAAGGUGUCCGAGUACGAGCUGAUACAGCACGCCUUGAAGAAGGACGUGUCCGUUAUCGAAGCCGCGGCGUCGAAGAACCCGGAAACCGUUCAAGCGGCUGAUGACAAAAAGGCCGCCUCGAACGAGUUGGACCUCGCCCUGUACAUGCUUCAUCAGAGAGACGUCAGGUGCGAGGAGCUGACCCACGAGUUGAUGCAGUUGCUCGAGGAACGCGACACGUUGCAGCUGCGGUUGUCGAAUGCCAUCCGGGUGAACGAGGAGCUCAGGAAAACGAGCAGCGUCGAGGCGAGUCCGACGAAGGAAUCGACGACGCCGGUCCCGUUAACGAUGAUCGAGCCCGUUGUGGAACAACCGUCGCCUUCCAAGUCCGAGGGGCCGGUGGAGAUCGCGAAGGAAGCCAUCGACGACCCGAUCGAGGACAAGGAAGCUCUUGCUCUCAAAUUGUCGCAGUUGCAUUCAGUCAGCCACACGAAGGACGUAAGAUUAAAAGACGAGCGGGAGCUCAGGCACACGCAACAAAUGUCUUUGUUAGCGCACAGGGACGUGUUAAGUACGUUACCGCCUGAAGCAGCCGCGAGGCUUGUCAACGCUAAUUAUACACUCUCUCGAGAUGUUCGGAGUCAGUCGAGCGUCCUCCUGAAUUGGUUAUGGGGCAAGAGCACACCGAAAGUAGUGCACAUGUGAUGAACAAACAGCGGGAGUGAAACGGCCAUUGUGCUUGCCUUCUGGAUACAUUCCUGCCAAGUGCCAACUGCCAAGACUUAUACUCGCAGUUAUCCAUGCGUAGUUGGAACUCGUCAUGCAUUUUUCAGGCAGAAGUCAUUUGCGGAGCUUGCACACUAACGAUCGCGACGAAUUUCUUUGCGGAAGUGUGCGACGGAAGAAGGCAUCGGGAAGGGAUGUUUUUCAAAUCACAUGUACAGAUUGUAGGUAGUGUUCUUUCACGGAAAAGUCGUUCCUCUUCGGAGAAGAAGAGAUUAAGAAUAGCCGAAACUUACGUGUAUUAUAAGGUUGUAUAGCCGAUGUGUACGAGAGAUAAACAAUGAAACCUAAAAUAUUGCCUUAGGUAAUGGUUAUGUAAUUUCAGUGUGUUAAUGUUUUUUUUCUUUAUUUUUAUUUUCUGACUAAAUUGUCGAUAUGUGUGUGGCAUGCGUUGAAAUAAUUUUGAAUCUUGGCGUUACGAAAUAAUACGCGGGCGUAAAUAUUCCGCCGAUUCAUUAAUUAAAAUAUCUGCCUGUCUUAGGAAAUUAUCUACGAUUGUCUUCCGGCUUGUUACUGCAAUUAUCUCAUCGCUAUCAUUAUUAUUAUUAUUAUUAUUAUUAUUAUUAUUAUUAUUAUUAUUACUGUACAUCGAAAGGAAGCCGCGUAAGACGAAUCAUAGGUAAUCCAAAGGUAAUCUGCGGUAAUUAUAAAUUAUUCGAUGUUCUAUUUCCAUAUAAAAAUUUUGUACAGAGAAUGAAAGAA
Dinoponera quadriceps is the source of this 11648-nucleotide messenger RNA. Its product is annotated as protein lava lamp-like. The coding region runs from base 225 to 10868 and encodes 3547 amino acids. The record is from RefSeq and is a predicted model, not a curated record. NCBI's taxonomy places the organism in Eukaryota, Metazoa, Arthropoda, Insecta, Hymenoptera, Formicidae. The transcript has 11 exons.